AUGUCAUCUGUAAAAAUAACUCCGAAAAAAGCUGGUAAAUGUGUUGGUCGAAAGCGUUUGGAAGAAAAAGUUAACGAUUAUUGUAGAUGCUGUAAAUUGUCACUAAAAAUUUGUUACGGGGAGACAUAUAAGUCUGUGUCUUCCGAGAAUUUAUUUCAAUCUUCGAAAAAGAAAGGAUUUGAAGGUGAAAUUUUGGCGCGUUUACUUCACAGUGUUGGGAUAGUUGCUCAGCAGAAUGCUAAUCUUUCUGACAGACUGUGUAGAACUUGUGCAUCUAAAAUAAGGAAGACUUGUGAAGGAUUUUCCUUGCUGCUUUCCACAAUUAAUGUAGAAAAUCCAAAUACAUCGUGCGAAAAUAACAAAGAAAACAUACGGCCCGUGCCUUCAACACCUGUUCGCAAUCGUACGAAGAGAGCUCUUCCAAUGUCAGUUUCUACGCCAGAAAGAAGUCCGAAUGCGAGAAAAAACCCCAAACGUAUUCUCAAACAUCAAAAAAACAAGAAAGAUAAAACUAAUGCAGUUCGUGAUGAGGUCGAUCAAGCUCUCAAUAUUGACGAUAUGACCGGCGAUAAAACCAAAGUUAACGUGUUAAUUUUAUGGCCGAAUGGGGAGAUACAUGUUCGUGUUCCAUCAAGUGAAGAAAGUAUUCUCCUUGUCAAAAACAUAGCGCUGAAAAAAUGGAAAGUCGUAUCUAAUACUGUGUUCAAGCAUACUGAAUUACAACCAGAACUGUCUAAAUCUUUGUGGCGAGUGUUAAACAAAGAGUUUCAAGAAUAUUCAACUUCUGACUGUUUACUGAAGGGUCGUUCACCAGAAGAGCUUAUUGCAUUCUCGAGCAGGUUGCUUGUGAGAGAACUGCAAGUGAAAUGCCCUGUAUGGAGUACUUGCAUUCGAGGAGCUUGUGGUUUAGAUAUGGAUGGUGAUUCAGUGGAUGUGGACGAAGUAAAUUUGAAUUCUCUAGCUCUAGCGUCAUCAAUUAUUGCUCGUAUUCGAAACAAAUGUCUGUCUGCUUUGGCUUACAGAAUAUCAAGUAUUCUCUAUCACAGUGGGACCUCGCAUCAGGACAUUAUUCGUUUGAACAGGUAAAUGAAUGCAAAAAAGUUAAUUUACAUCAUACAUGUCAUAGGGAUCUCAUGUCACAGAAUGUUAGAAUAAUUAGGGAGUGGUCAUUUAUGGGGGGGGGGGGUAAAUGGAGAAAAUAAGGAUUGAAAACAUUUUUGACCCCCUUCCACAUUUGCAAUUAUAAAAGGGUAAAACUUUGUUUGCCCCCCUCUCAUUUACCAACCUACCCUGGUUGCCAGAGGUUCUGUAUCUUUCGUCUUAUUCCCGCUCGUAUAUUUAUUUUACGCGAGGCAAAGAGAACCUCUGGUGGCACGCGAUACAAAUCUCUCUUCCAUGCUGACGUUGCCGUUUGAGAACUUGCAAAACCGGUUUUAUAUUUUGUGACGUUUUUAAACUUCCGGGUUUGUCAUACUACCAAAAUAGCUCUCUUCAGACAGCCUUGCAUGUGUAAAAUACUAAAAAUAAGCAGCCGAAACAUGUAGAUUAUUCAUUAGAAACAUGUAGAUUAUUCUCGUAACGCACAAAGCAAACUUACUGAUUGUGGAAUGCCGUUUGUAUUAGGUCUAUUUAUAGCGUCAAAAGUGAAAGAAUAUAAACAUAUAAAUAUUUAUAUAUACGUGUGCAACGGAGCCAGUAUGGUUGUCCUUAACAGACAACGGAAAAAUAUUGGCAAAAUAAAUCAUAUUAAUAACUAUUAAUUUAAAGUCAAAGAAUUGCCAAAAUUUAAAACCUUGAACGAUAUAAAGCAAGUGACCGACACUUUAUAUUUUACAAAUAUUACUACUGUAAUAGAGUGAACAUGUCAUGCCGUCGACCCAAGUCAUGCCGCGAUGGCCCUGCAGCUCUUCUCCAGCGCAGAAAGUCUUUUUACAGCGGAACAAACUAAGUUAAACUCAAAUAACCCACACUGAGUAAAGCAUUUUAAUACGUUCGUAUUAUUUCUGUAUUUUGUUUACAUCAUGUCUCUGAGAUUUAUAAACAGGUUUUUUUGUCUAGCCAAUCACAUCACUUCAUCUGACUGCUAAUUAUAACUAACCAAUCAUGUGCUUGGUACAAAUUUUGUACCAAAGGAAGAGAGAUUUGUAUCGCGUGCCACCAGAGGUUCUCUUCGCCUCGCGUAAAAUAAAUAUACGAGCGGGAAUAAGGCGAAAGAUACAGAACCUCUGGCAACCAGGGUAUUACCAACCCCCCUCCCAAUAAAUUAUCACCACUCCCUUAUAAUAUGAUACAUUUUAAUAAACAAAUUAAAUAAUAAUAACUUGUGCAUGUUCUUUUAUCUCUUAAGGCUAGGAGUUUGCAUGUCCCCAAAUAUGAUACUUCAUCUCCAACGCUGUUUGGGUGAAAACUUCGACUCCAAAGUGUUUUCUUGGAAGAAGGAGAUUGAGGAGAAGCAAUCAGAUCUUCAAGUUUUGCACUUAUUGACUGAAAUUGCAGAGAAGCAGCUCCCAAAAGUUCAACUUCAAGAGGAUGACAUGGAUUUAGAUGUGGUAUUAGACUUGCAUAAAGAAAUAUUAAAAGAUUACAGUUCCUAUGACCCAGAAGUUUGGUCAACAGUAAUGCAAGUUAUGGAAGCUGAAAAGACCAGGAGAGCCUUAACUGAUUUUACUGAUGAAGUACUUAAAUGCACCUUGAAAAAGUACCAGGUAGUUGAUGUCCCCUACUUCAAGUAAGUUUUUGUGUAAAAUUUGUGUACACACAUCAACUUUGAUACUUAUAUUUAUAAUUACGUAGGGAAGGAUGUCAGAAAAAGCUAGUAGUUAAAGAGAAUCAAGUGACCACCCCCAUUCAACCUCUCUAUUUCCAUACAUUAAAUAAUUAAUGUAUGUAUUAUUUAAUUAAACAAUUAUCCAUUUAUGUUUUUGUUCAAAAUUGUAUUUUUUAUAUAGUGUCCAUCCAAAACUAAACCAAAACUAAACUAUACACCUGUAAUUAAAUUCACAUAAUAGUUUUUCCACCUUUGCAUGUCCUCUAUAUAGAUGUUUUAAAUUGAAUACUAGCCUUCAUUUGAAAUUUAAUGACAAAAGAUAUUUUUUAAAACAUUUUUACAUUUCACAGGUUGGUUGGAGAUAAUAUAGAUCAUCAAAUGUAUGCCAGAAUCCAGUCCACAAUGAAUGAAAAUAGAUCAAUACAUUGGACUCACCAAUAUGCCAUUAGAGAUAGUGUUGUUGAUCCAUGUCUUGACAAUUCUCAACCCAUAAUGAAAGCUAAUCAAAUACAACUGACAGAACUUCUCCCAACACCAGAUGUCCAGGCUAGAUUAAAGAAAACACUGAAAGUCAUUGUGAGUCGAAUAGUAACAAAUUAUCUCCCAGCUUUCAAGUCAUUGCAGAAUGUUGUUGUUCAUCACAUACCCCAUAGAUACACAAAUGAAGUCAGUGAGAAGUCAAAUAUAGUAAGUUUAUAGUUUUCAUGUUCCUUGACAUAUCACUAAUAUGAUCAGCAAAGAAUAUGCAAAUACAAGAGCCAUUAUGAGCGCCACAAAUUUCCUAAUCUGUCCCCCAUUUUUUUAGAAAAGUUAAAGAAAUCACCUGCCCUAAAUCGUAACAAGGAUUAUACAUAAUUGUGUAUUUGAAUAGGUUCAUUAAUUGACUGUGGAAUAUAUUUCACAUCAUUCUGUUGUGUCUGUCGUGCUAUUAUCCCUACAUUUUUGGAAAACUCUCAUCUCUCUAACAAGCCCUAUCUCAAACAGGACUUAAAUUAAUAUAGGCCCAUUGUACGGUAGCCUGCGAACAGGCUCUCUAAUUGUAGGGGGAAGGGGCUUACCAUCUGUUCUUCUCUAUAUACUUUUUUAUAUUUUUUCAUAAUAGUGCUGUCUUGGGAUGGAAUUCAUUAACCCCAACAUAUCUGGAGAGAUGGCUCAAUUACUCAUCACAAACCAAGAUAAGUAUGUUCCGAAGACAUCAUCAAGUGACUGUCACAGUGGUUCACAGAAUGUUGUGUCAAAAAUACCAUUUCAUGGUGACCAACUGUUUGAUGAACGUGCACGAAAUGUGAAGUGGACUUUCCAAGAUGGAGAUAAUGACAUUGAUUGUCUUGAGGGGCUUGUCCCUGAAUUUGCAGAUUGGCAUGCAAAGGUUACGUUGUAUGAGGUCAGUAUAAUUGGACUUUAUUAUAUAAAGUAUUGUGCUUUAUAGAGAUUUCGAGCACUGAUAAAAGUGAUAAUCUCACAUGUGAGAUUAUUCAUGAUAUCUCACAUGUGAAAAUUAUCGCUUUUCAAUUAUCCCUUUUCUUUAAAAAUUAUCGCUUUUCAAAGACUGUCCUUUAUACAGGGUGUAUAAAAAAAAACUGAACAGAUUUGAAAUUGCUCUCAAUUUCACAAAACACCUAUUUGCAUCCGGUUUUUUAUAUAUAUAGCUUCUUUGGGUACUUAUAAUGUAGAAUAGUGAAAAAAAUUUCUCAAACUCAAAUUUUGUGAACCAGGGGGGUGUGUCUUUUCCAAAAAACUAAAAAUGGCUCGCGCACAAAACUUAAAAGUUGUAAUCAUAUUUUGAGUUAAUAGAUGGAAACUUUGUCGGGUUUUUAAUUACUGUACAAAAUUUCAGACAAUUUGGUUGAGUUUAAGCCCUUUAACUAUUCAUUUUAUUUUAAAAAAUCAGCAUUUCGCAUGCUUAAUUAAUGCGUUUGCCUAAUUUGCAUAUUGCUAACAUAUGCAAAUUAGGCUUUUGCAUUAAUUAAGCAUGCAAAUAGCUGAUUUUUAGGAAAAAUGUAACUUUGCGUGAAUAGUUAAAGGGCUUAAACUAAACCAAAUUGUCUGAAAUUUUGUACAAUAAUUAAAAACCCGACAAAUUUUCCAUCUAUUAAUUCAAAAUAUGAUUACAACUUUUAAAUUUUGUGCGCGAGCCAUUUUUAGUUUGUUGGAAAAGACACCCCCCCCCCUGGUUCACAAAAUUUGAGUUCAAGAAAUUUUUUUCAUUAUUCUACAUUAUAAGUACCCAAAGAAGCUAUAUAUGUAAAAAACCGGAUACAAAUAGGUGUUUUACGAAAUUGAGACCAAUUUCAAAUCUGUUCAGUUUUUUUUUAUACACCCUGUAUAAUAAACAGAAAAAUACAUGGGUGCUUGGAAAUGCCAGAUUUAUUUCUCAUGUUGAACAUGAUAUCUCACUCGUUGCUGCACUCACUCGUGAGAUAUCAUGUACAACACUCAAAAUAAAUCUGGUAUUUCCGCGCACCCAUGUAUUAUUCUCUAUUUAAUUAAUAUACAGCCAGGGGCCCAGGGUAAUAUGUUUUUAUGUUUUACUUAUUCAUAAGACUAAUAAAUAUCAAGAAAGGAAUAACUAUGAUUUUUGUCUGUGUUGGUGUUAUGUACUCUUGUCAAUAUGAUAUUUGUGAUGUUCCUAUGAGUGUAAUAUAUAUCCACACCGGGCAAGCUUUAAAAAUAUGACUGACCACGGUGGGAAUCGAACAUACGACCUUCUAAAUAUCACAUACUCGAACCGAUCUGACCGCGUAGCUCAGUUGGUAGAGCAUUGGGCUAGUAUUCCAAAUGUCAUAGGUUCGAUUCCCACCGUGGUCAGGCAUAUUUUUCAAGCUUGCCCGGUGUGGAUAUACACUCAGAGUAACAUCACAAACAUCGAAGAAAUAACUGUUUUUAUAAUAGAGAUGCAUUAUCUGUCUGGAUACAUUAACGCUCAAAUUUGUCCAAACAGAUAUAAUAAUUCUCUCUGGUAUAAAAACAGCCAAUUGUACAUGUAAUUGUUAAUAUACUAGAUGGAGUAUGAUACGUUCUACAAAGCUGAAUCAUGA
Molecule: messenger RNA, 5805 nt
Organism: Paramuricea clavata
Lineage: Eukaryota; Metazoa; Cnidaria; Anthozoa; Malacalcyonacea; Plexauridae
Source: the annotation of a GenBank genome assembly